AUGAGUAGGAUUGACAAAAGUGGCAAAGUGUUCUACAUGAAGGAGUGGGUACUUGUUGUUGGUGUGAAUCGGUUAGCCCAUGGAACUCCACUUGCUCUUAAGAUUUUGGGUGCUAAGCUAUAUUCAAAGUGUAUAGAAGAGUGGAAAAGUGAGGUGGAAAAAGUAAACAAGUUUGAUGAACCAAAAAUUUCACACAUUUUGAAGAGUAGCUUUGAUGGGUUGGAUAAACUACAGAAGCAUAUAUUUCUCGACGUAGUAUGCUUCUUUAAAGGGGAAUCAAAAGAAGUAGAAAAAAUUCUAAGUUGCUUGUAUAAAGGUGCUGUGAGUGGACUAAGCAACUUGCUCGACAAGUGCCUAUUUGACAUCAAUUCUUAUGGGCGGAUUUCUAUGCAUGAUAUGCUUGAAGAAAUGGGUAAAGAUAUUGUUGAUCAAGAAUCUAAAUACCCUGAAAAGCGUAAAAGGCUGUGGAAUCCUAAGGACGUGUAUCAAGUGCUCAACAAUAAUAAAGGGACUGUUCGAACUGAAGGAAUAAACUUCGGCAUGUAUCAAGUUGAUAACUCACAGUUAAGUCCUACAUGUUUUGAGAACAUGUCUAAUCUUAGAUAUGUCAAAUCUGAAGUUACAUGGAGUUGGACGGAGAAACCACCUACAAAUGGAGUUGAUAUUGAUAUUGUAUAUCUUCCAAAUGAGUUGAGGUAUCUUGAGUGGAGCUAUUAUCCCUUCAAAUCUUUACCACUAAAUUUUAAUCCAAAGAAUCUUGUAGUGUUGAAAUUACAAGAUGGCAACAUGGAACAACUUUGGAAUGAAGAUUUUCAGGAUCUUGUCAAUUUAAGGGAAAUCGACGUUUCGUUUAGCAAGAAGUUAAGGAAGAUUCCUAAUCUAUUAGGAGCUAUAAACCUCAAAAGUCUUGACUGUAGUUGGUGUGAAAGUUCGGUUGAAAUUUCUGAACUCCCAAAUAUGUUGCAUUACUUAAAUUUAUCAUUCACUCGAAUAGAAAAAGUGCCUGAUUCAAUUGAGCAUCUUGAAACAUUGGAUUUGAGCUGUUGUCCAAUUGCCAAAUUCUCAAAAACUCCAAGAAAUCUUCGAGAGUUGAGAAUGACCGAGUGCAACAGUCUCAAAUCACUCUCAGAGCUUCCACCAGAUCUGAUGUAUUUGAAUGCAAAUGACUGCAUGUCAUUAGAAAGUGUAUCCUUCACUGAUCGAACUUUCCAUUCUUUUGGUGGUGAAAGUGACUUGUUUAUGGUAUUCUCUAAUUGCUUCAGCUUGAAUCAAGAUUCAAUUGAUAACAUUGAGGCAAAUGCCAUGCUCAAUAUUCAAUCCCUAAGUGAGAAAUGGGCAUCAAGAUAUUAUAAGGAGUUCUCGCCGGAUCCCCUGCCAAAACUGAUUUGUUGUUUCCUGGGAAAUAAAAUUUCAGCAAAUAGGUUUGAGAAUCAUAGCAUGAAUUCUUCCUUGAAUUUGAAGAUAGCCCCAAGUGGGCGUAGUGGGAGCAGAGUCCGCCAGUGGUAG
Molecule: messenger RNA, 1506 nt
Organism: Hibiscus syriacus
Lineage: Eukaryota; Viridiplantae; Streptophyta; Magnoliopsida; Malvales; Malvaceae
Product: disease resistance-like protein DSC1
Exons: 5
Coding region: 1-1506 (501 amino acids)
Biological process (GO): defense response
Source: RefSeq, a predicted model, not a curated record